GGGCUGGUUCAGAACAACAGUAGUGCAAACAGCAGAGGAUAAGACAGUGACCAGGAUUACACUGGACAUAGACACUUUGGCAGGAUGGCCCACAUGAAGAGGUUUGCUGGGAUUCCAAUGUCAAAGUCUAUGAGGGAGAUUUGCAGAGAGGAGGACUAUAUCUUCCUGGAGAAGCAGGGUGAUCCGGACGCAGACGACCAAGAUGCAGGCUUCUCAGACAGCGAGUUUAGAGAGAAGAGAGAGGAUCGGAUUCGACGGAAGCUUGAGAGAGAGCAGCAGGAGCAGGAGAGACUCAAGGAGGUGGAGCGACAGAGAAAGGAGAAGGAGGAGCAGUGGAGAAAGCAUGUGGCUGAACUAGCCUCUAAACAAGAGAACGCGCUCAGAGACAGAGCCCUGCGCCUCCGAGACUUCAGGAACUUCCAGAGGAAGGUGCUGGUGGAGGAGCUGGGUCGUGACCCGGAGUGCACCAGAGAGAUGGUGGACCAACUGCUUAUCAGAAUGUAGCCGCAAGUGGAUCUCACAUCACUGCAGCAGCAGCAAAGAAAAUGUGUUUGGUGUUUACCAUUGAACACAGGCACGCACACACACACACACACACACACACACACACACACACACAGUAUCUGAGUGUCUGUCAUAUCGGGUU
Messenger RNA from Alosa sapidissima (American shad), 646 nucleotides. RefSeq names its product MAP7 domain-containing protein 2. The record is from RefSeq and is a predicted model, not a curated record. Lineage: Eukaryota; Metazoa; Chordata; Actinopteri; Clupeiformes; Clupeidae. Bases 85 to 504 code for a protein of 139 amino acids. The transcript is spliced from 6 exons.